AUGGCUUUGAAUGUUGCCCCAGUCAGAGACACUAAAUGGCUGACGUUAGAAGUCUGCAGACAGUUCCAGCGAGGAACCUGCUCACGCUCCGACGAGGAGUGCAAAUUUGCUCACCCCCCCAAAAGCUGCCAGGUUGAAAAUGGAAGAGUAAUCGCCUGCUUUGAUUCCCUAAAGGGCCGUUGUUCAAGAGAGAACUGCAAGUAUCUUCACCCUCCAACACAUUUAAAAACUCAACUAGAAAUUAAUGGGAGGAACAAUUUGAUCCAGCAAAAAACUGCAGCAGCAAUGCUUGCCCAGCAGAUGCAAUUUAUGUUUCCAGGAACCCCACUUCAUCCAGUGCCCACUUUUCCUGUAGGUCCCGCAAUAGGGACAAAUACGGCGAUUAGCUUUGCUCCUUACUUAGCACCUGUAACCCCUGGAGUUGGGUUAGUCCCAACAGAAAUUCUACCCACCACACCCGUUAUUGUUCCCGGAAGUCCACCCGUCACUGUCCCGGGCUCAACUACAACUCAGAAACUUCUCAGGACUGACAAACUGGAGGUAUGCAGGGAGUUCCAGCGAGGAAACUGUGCCCGGGGAGAGACCGACUGCCGCUUUGCACACCCCGCAGACAGCACAAUGAUCGACACCAAUGACAACACCGUAACCGUUUGUAUGGAUUACAUAAAGGGGCGUUGCAUGAGGGAGAAAUGCAAAUAUUUUCACCCUCCUGCACACUUGCAGGCCAAAAUCAAAGCUGCGCAGCACCAAGCCAACCAAGCCGCGGUGGCCGCCCAGGCAGCUGCAGCCGCGGCCACAGUCAUGGCCUUUCCACCUGGUGCUCUUCAUCCUUUACCAAAGAGACAAGCACUUGAAAAAAGCAACGGUGCCAGCACGGUUUUUAAUCCCAGCGUCUUGCACUACCAGCAGGCUCUAACCAGUGCACAGUUGCAGCAACACACGGCGUUUAUUCCGACAGAUAAUUCUGAAGUAAUCAGCAGAAAUGGAAUGGAAUGCCAAGAAUCUGCAUUGAGAAUAACUAAACAUUGUUACUGUACAUACUAUCCUGUUUCCUCCUCAAUAGAAUUGCCACAAACUGCAUGCUAA
Molecule: messenger RNA, 1086 nt
Organism: Pipistrellus nathusii (Nathusius's pipistrelle)
Lineage: Eukaryota; Metazoa; Chordata; Mammalia; Chiroptera; Vespertilionidae
Source: the annotation of a GenBank genome assembly